GUCAGAUGAAACAUUGCUUUGAAAAUGAGAUUGUAAAGUCUAGUUGCAGAAAAGUAGAUGCCUCUGUCAAGGAAACCGUAGAAUAUGCUGCACCAUUGCUCCCUAUUUCUGGAGGGACCUGUAGUCAAUCCAUCUCAGCAUGGCAUCUUUUUCUGAUAGGCCGUUGAUGGGCUCACAGGAAAGAUGGAGUUUUUCUCUCAAUACAUCAGCUAAUUAUUCUGAAGAGAAAUCAAGUUUACAGCCAUCUAUUUCCAAUAUAUCUGGUGACGUUAUCGAGCUGAAGUACAAUGGAAAUCUUGCAAUGGUGGUAGAAAAUAGUGUUGGAAGCCCCAGUAACAUAGAUUCUGCUGGGAGGAAUGUUGGCCAAGGUAAGAAGAGAAUGAUAAUCCUUGAUGCAGUUGAAUCUGUUGAACAUGUGUAUUCUGAGCCUAAGAAGUUGCAUCUGCAGAAAGAAGAAGAGAAAUGUCCUGUGUUGAAAUGUAUGUUAAAUAGUCAAAUGGAUAGAGCCUUGGAAGAGGAAAGGUUCUUGGUAGCUAACCCACAAGGCAAUUUAUAUGCUAAGGACAUUUCUUACAAGAAGAGAAAGGCAUCUUCUGGCAAGGAAUUAAAUAUGCAUUAUUUGCAUGAAUCAGAUGGGCAAAAGGAUGGCACUGAAGAUGGUAAUAUUUGUGCCGAAGCUUCCCCAUGCUCCAAUAAGUUAACAGGAGGUGCUCAGACAUGCAUGGAUGGUUUACUUGAUAAUGCUGAUAACAAUCAGGAAAUAUGGGGAAAUUUUGAGAAUGUUGCUAAUGGUGACUAUAUGAAAUUGCUCGACUUGGAUAGUGCUGUUGACGAAGAAUGUUACCGUGUAGCAACUGAAAUUCCUUUAUCACCUACUCUUCCCGAAAUUGAAUUUAAAAGUAAUGAGGCAUUUGUAGUUGACAACUCUAUGUGGUCAGUAGAUGGCAGUUCGUAUGGGGGAUUUUCUGGUGAAAAGGACAAUCUGGUGCCUUCUUGCGGCUUUGAUGUCAUUAAUGUGGAGAUUGAUUCCAAUAAGUUCAAAUCUAAUGGUACCUGUGGGACUAAGCCAUUAUUGCAUAGGAGUGAUGGUUUCGAUAAUUCUUUUGAGAGCUCAGAGAAUUGUGAUAAUUGUAAACAUAACAUUCUGUAUGUGGGCGAUGCUUCUGUUUGCCAGAUUUGGGACUCAGGUGCUGAGUUGGGGAUGUCAAAUGCAUCUAUGUCUGAAAAUAAGGAGCCAAAGAUUUCACAUGAAAGUGAACUUAGAUUUGCACGUGAUAAUCUUCCCAAAUUUUAUGUUGUGGUUUCAGAUAUCAAGGACAGUUGCAGCAUUUCUAGGAUAUUUUGUGCCACCAGAACGUGUAUGGUUCAGUGCUCUAUGGUAUCACAGUCAGCUCAGGUGGUCCAAAAGAUUUUGUCUGCUCUUCUUGAGAUUAAAGAUCUUUUACCCAGGGAGAAGGUUUGUGUUUUCUUUUCACUGCUUUUGAACAAUUUCUCUGGGAUUGCUUUGGGGAACCUUGGAAACUUUCUAAAGAGUGGUUCUGUCCUCUUCGUAGAUUCUUUUGCUGAAGAAAUUAGAGCAGUGAUGUCUGAUGUGGAGAAAAGAAGCAUGUUUGCAGAAUUAUGCCACUUGGACGAUCUGCUUACACUCAUUGAGGAUUUUCUUAUAGAUCAAAAAGUUCUUGUGUAUAGUGAUGUGGAUUCUGAUUUAUCAGUUGUUUGUAAUUCAAAAGUCAGCAUCCUUCUGAAUGGUACGGAUAUAGUCUUGUCCUCUGAAACGGCUUCGACUCACCAGUUGGUUGCUGGGGGCAUUGUAUUGGCAUCAAUAUGUGCAGCAGUUGACCACAUAGGUUUUAUAUGUGAGGCUUCAUACAACAUUUUGAGGAUGCAGAAGUUUGAUUCUUCGUUGAUGCUGACUGUUCUUCAUGUUUUUGCUCAUAUCUGUGGAUCUAAGUAUUUUAGUCUUGACAACUACAGUUUAUUAAUGACUGUGUUGAAAUCUUUAGUUAUGCUUUUUGAGAGAGCAACUUUAUCGAGUGAUUCUGCUUGUGGUCUUCCAUCUCUUACGGAGGUCCGGGCUGGAUUUCCUUCUUGUACCAAAUGCCCUUUUUCUGAGGGUGCAGUUUCCAUGGAUACUGUUGUUUCUUUGCUCUUGGAAAAAUUUCAGAACUUCACCUUUUCCGGUUCCAUGCAUCAAGAUCCGAUGAAAUCAGUCAAUUUUUCAAAAUCUGAAGCCAUUUCCAUCGAGGAGAAAGCUGGACAAAAUUCAGGUCAUAAAGAAGUCCGUUCUGACCUUUAUAUGAACUGCAACUUAUGCUGUUGUCUAAAUAAAUCUGGGAUGCUCACUACUCAAUCAAAUUCUGUCUUUGGUGAGACUUUGUGCCACUUGAGUGAUAUCCUGUCCCUAGUUGAGCUGGUAGCAUGCAAGAUGAGCUGGGAUUGGACAUGCAACAACAUCGUUUCUCCGCUGUUAAAAAAGUUGGAAUCAUGCAUCCCAGAAAAUUAUUUAGCUGCUUUUUUAAUUCUUCUUGGUCAUCUGGGAAGGCUUGGAGCUGAUGCUAAUGGAUAUGAUGACAUUGGAGUUGGAAACCUGAGAUCUUGGUUGUCUUCUUUUUUAUGUCAGAACCCUACAAGAAAAUUGGGUUUUUCCAGCCGAAUUGCUGCCAUAACUGCUUUACUCGAGUUUCUUCCUGUCAACUUUGAAGACCUCGUGAAGAGUAAUAUCGAGUUUCCAGCAAUUGUCAGUAAAUCUCUUCCCCUUGAUUGUAUAAGGGAGUGGUUUUCUUUGUUGAGCAAUGAGCAACAGCCCUUGUUAUUUGGCCUUCUUCAAUCUGCCGGCAUGACCUAUUGUGGAACUGGAUAGUUUACUAUGAUGUGUGCUCUGGCCCAAGUUUGAAUGCGACACUUCAUUCCUUAAAGCCCGCCCAAUUGCCACCCCACUGUACAUGCCAUCAUCACAUUGAUCUCCGCCUUGGCCACCGAAUGGCACAUCAUCUCACCAGUCCGGUAGUAUGCACCGAUUGAAUCAAGCCGAUAACCGGAGCUUCCAUAGAGUCCAAUAAUAUUGUUGGCAGCUGGUGAGGGAUCAAACAUGAAAUAAUUCCCUAUUUCAGUGCCGAAAGGUCCAUAUGAUUUUUUACUACUGCUAUGAAAUGUGAGUGAUCGACCAGAGGCUUCCACGGAAUCCUAGAAUUUUGUCAUUUAUGAAUGGAAAUUUGAAAUAUUUUCCCUUC
This is a messenger RNA of Cornus florida, 3230 nucleotides long. RefSeq lists its product as uncharacterized. The record is from RefSeq and is a predicted model, not a curated record. Bases 140 to 2860 code for a protein of 906 amino acids. Lineage: Eukaryota; Viridiplantae; Streptophyta; Magnoliopsida; Cornales; Cornaceae. The transcript is spliced from 6 exons.